AGUCUGAUGUCGCUAAUGUCAUUCUAAAGGAAAAUUCCACUGAAGUACCGUCUGGUGCAGUGAACGAUCCCAGUGAAGAAAGAAAAGCAGAACUGAAUCCGUCCUACAAAGGCAAACACCAGGAAACUGAAGAAUAUCAACAGAGCUCAACGGAAGACUAUAAAACACAUCGUUAAAGACAUUGUAAAAGGCAUACAUUAAACCAGAAGAAACAAGAAAUAAGAUGUUUAAAAACAUUUUCUCAGUAAAGAAAAGAAAAGUGAAAGAAUUGCAAAAAGUUAAAUAUGAACUACCCAGUCAAAGAUCUGCAGAAGCAGGAGAAGGAAAUCGCUCACAUGGUAAAGACAUGGAGGAUCCUGUAGGAGGAGACUGCUCCUCCGUUUCCAGAAGGCCAUCUCAAAUCCUACCAGACAACUCUCCUGUCUUGGGAUCACGUCUCUUCCCAUACAGAAUAUGGUCCUCUUCUAGGCUGUCUCCACGCAUUAAAUUAAAUAGUCAUCACUGCAAUAUCGGUGACGAUGAAGUUAUGGAGAAAGAAACUGUUAUAUGGCAAUCAAAACCAUUAGCAGCAAGCUCACCUGACAUGAGGUUAAAGGAGUUUACCCCUGACAUCAGUGCUGAUGGGUCUGAUGAUGAAACCUACCUGUUCCAGUGCUCCUGUGCAGGUCUGUACCAGUGCAGUGUGACCGGCCUGGUGUUUGACAUGAAGGCAGAAGGAGACGUGGUUUACAGGACUGUCCCUUGGAACAUGAGGCUACUGACCCGACACCACAAGAAGCCUGCAGGACCCCUGUUUGACAUCAAAUGUCAGCAGCAGUCUGUGUGUCAGCUUCAUCUUCCACACUGUGAGAUCAUCUCCACAGGUGGAGAGAUGACACUUCUCUCCCUGGCCCAGUCAAAGCUUUGA
Oreochromis niloticus (Nile tilapia) is the source of this 907-nucleotide messenger RNA. RefSeq lists its product as uncharacterized. The transcript has 3 exons. NCBI's taxonomy places the organism in Eukaryota, Metazoa, Chordata, Actinopteri, Cichliformes, Cichlidae. The coding region runs from base 224 to 907 and encodes 227 amino acids. The record is from RefSeq and is a predicted model, not a curated record.